CAAACACAUAAGAUAAAUAAGAUACCAAGUUCUUGUGUCUUUCCGCAACAUUCUUAAUUUCUUCGCUAUUCUCCAACAUGGGUCAGUGCUUCGCUUCUCUCCUUCCCCACCAUUCAGGUUCAGCGCGUGCGGCAACAUCCUUGGGGAGCGUGGAAGAAAGCAGUGGCAACAGUGUUGUUUUUCCGGGCGUGGAAACGCGCCACUUGAAGGAGUUCACUUUCGCGGAUUUGAAAGCGGCGACCAAGAGUUUCAGGUCGGAAGCAUUGCUGGGAGAAGGUGGUUUCGGGAAAGUGUACAAAGGGUGGUUGGAUGCCAAGACGCUCACACCAACCAAAGCAGGUUCUGGAAUGAUGGUCGCUGUUAAGAAACUCAAAUCCCAAAGCACGCAGGGUCUUCGAGAAUGGCAGUCCGAAAUUAACUUUUUAGGAAUGAUUUCUCAUCCAAACCUGGUCAAGCUUUUGGGUUAUUGUUGUGAAGAUGCUGAAUUUCUCCUUGUGUAUGAAUUCAUGCCAAAGGGAAGCCUGGAGAAUCAUCUAUUUUGGAGAAAUACUAAUGUAGAACCACUUUCUUGGGACACCCGACUCAAAAUAGCUACUGGUGCUGCUCGUGGUUUGGCUUUCUUACAUACCUCAGAAAAACAAAUAAUAUAUAGAGAUUUCAAAGCAGCCAACAUAUUACUUGAUGAGGAUUAUAACCCAAAAAUUUCGGAUUUUGGUCUGGCCAAAUUAGGGCCACCUAUAGGAGAUUCACAUGUGACAACUAGAAUUAUGGGCACACAUGGCUAUGCUGCUCCGGAAUACAUUGCAACAGGCCACCUGUAUAUCAAGAGUGAUGUGUAUGGUUUUGGUGUGGUGCUGCUUGAAAUGCUGACCGGAUUGCGUGCACUUGAUAGAACCCGUCCCACAGGACAGGAGAAUCUAGUUGAAUGGAUUAAGCUUUCUCUCUCAGAUAAAGCAAACUUGAAACACAUUAUGGAUGAGAAAAUAGAGGGUCAAUAUUCAACCAAAGCAGCAUUUAAAACAGCACAACUUAUUUUAAAGUGCCUUGAAAAUAACCCUAAACCACGUCCUCAUAUGAAAGAUGUUGUGGAGACAUUGGAAAGCAUCCAAGCUAUCGAUGUUAGAAGAAAGGAAUGCAAGAGACGUAAGUUUGCAACGAAGCUCAAUUUGCAAUAGCCAAUUAUCAUCCUUAUGUUCGCCGCGCCAAGUAAUGUUUAGGAACAUAUUGUUGUCAAUAUAUGAAACUUGUGUUGAAUUGUAACAUGAUCCAACACAUAAUAUAUAGAUGUAUUCUUAAAAUAAAAAAAAAUUGUUAGUUGCAGGGAUAAAUGUUUGACAGCUUUAUAAUUUUAUUUUUCUUUCUAUUCAUG
Molecule: messenger RNA, 1369 nt
Organism: Cajanus cajan (pigeon pea)
Lineage: Eukaryota; Viridiplantae; Streptophyta; Magnoliopsida; Fabales; Fabaceae
Product: putative serine/threonine-protein kinase PIX13
Biological process (GO): protein phosphorylation
Molecular function (GO): ATP binding; protein kinase activity
Source: RefSeq, a predicted model, not a curated record